AUGGCUACUUUCACAGACUAUGUGGUGCUCAUGACUCCGAUUCAACCUUUGAAACCGCCAUCCAAGGGCAAGUGCCCGCGAGUCAUUGAGAAAAUCAUCCUCCAACACCUUGCUUCGCUACAAAACCUGCCCACUCGGCUCUUCCCUGAUCACCACCACAUCAAGCGCACCAUGGUUGACGGGCUUGCCAGCGACGAGGCCCAAAUGAUCGCUCUCUUCCUCCAGGCCGUCUUCUACGGCGUAUAUGUGGUCACCUUCAUCCAAGCUCUCACCGGUAUCUUCUCGUCCAAGUCUCUGGGGUCGAAUCCUCGAUUGAAUAUCCACUGGCCGACUUUGGCGGUGACUAUGUUGCUCUUCUUCAACAGCACGCUCAAUCUCGUCCUGGGGCUCAUCCGCAUCAUGCAAGCGUAUAUCUAUAAUGUGAAGAGUUCCAAAGCGAUCGACCAGUUGGGUAUCGACUGGAUCAACAUAACGAAGCCAUUCAAUGUUUCCGUACAAAUUCUGUUGGCUGAUGGGAUGUUGGUAUACCGAUGCUGGGUGGUGUACAGCAAGUCCUGGAAGAUAAUCGUCUUUCCCAUACUUUUGUGGCUCCUUGGAAUCUCAUCAUGCAUUUGGUCCCUUUACGUUCAAACGCAACUCAACUCCGGUUCAAGGAUGACCUCCGACCUGUUGUAUCCGCUAUGGAUGGUGUUUUGGAUAUUCACGGUGUCUCUCAACGUCUAUGCUACAGUUAGCAUUGUUGUGCGGAUUUGGCAGAUCGGGCGCAUGAGCCCUAGUGCCAGGGAAGACCCCUCAACACCGCGAGCGAUAAUGUCCCUCCAGAAGCAAACACGAUCGAGGUUGCAAGCUGCUAUCAAAAUAAUCGUCGAGUCUGGUCUCAUUUACACGGCCACCUCCGUGACUGCACUGGCAAGUCAUGUGUCCAAGAGCCAUUCUAUAUAUAUAACAUCUGCGGCUGACAUUAUGGCCAUCGGGAUUGCAUUCAACCUCAUCAUCAUCAGAAUUGCUAUAGAAAGAUCGCGGGAGCACGCUGCUUGGUCAAGAGGUCCUGUUUCAACACUGAAAUUCGGAGAGACACUUCCGCCUAUGCCGACUAGAGAUAGUACGCAGGAGGAUAGCAGGCACGGUAGCGACUUCACAGAGUCGAAGGACGUGGUUUGA
Cyclocybe aegerita is the source of this 1161-nucleotide messenger RNA. Lineage: Eukaryota; Fungi; Basidiomycota; Agaricomycetes; Agaricales; Hemipholiotaceae. The record is from the annotation of a GenBank genome assembly.